Molecule: messenger RNA, 570 nt
Organism: Triticum urartu
Lineage: Eukaryota; Viridiplantae; Streptophyta; Magnoliopsida; Poales; Poaceae
Cellular component (GO): nucleus
Molecular function (GO): RNA binding
Source: RefSeq, a predicted model, not a curated record
AUGCAAGCGGUGAGGCCGUCGGCGAGGGAGGAGGCGGUGGAGCAACUGCAUGCGCAGGCCAUGGGGGAGUCGGAGGCGCAGGAGGUCAGGGAGGUGGUGAAGGCGGUGGAGGAGGAGGCGCCUGAGGAGAAGGAGGUGGCGGUGGUGGGAGAGCAGAAGGCCGCCCAUGCCGAGGUGGAAGCCGAUGAGAUGGAGGUGGAGGCGGAUAUUGAGGCUGAGGCUGGGGUGUCGGCCAAGAAGAACCGGAUCCAGGUGUCCACCAACAAGAAGCCGCUUUACUUCUACGUUAACCUCGCCAAGAGGUACAUGCAGAACUAUGAUGAGGUUGAACUCUCUGCUUUGGGGAUGGCCAUUGGCACUGUGGUGACUGUAUCGGAGAUCCUAAAGAACAAUGGUUUGGCCACAGAAAAGAAGAUCCUGACAUCAACAAUUGGCACCAAAGAUGAGUCGAAGGGGCGACUCGUCCGUAAAGCCAAGAUUGAGAUCCUGCUGUGUAAAUCAGAGAACUUCAAUAGCAUCAUGUCCAACAAAAAAUCACACAAGUCUGUUGACGAUGAGAUGAAGGUCUGA